Molecule: messenger RNA, 1028 nt
Organism: Dovyalis caffra
Lineage: Eukaryota; Viridiplantae; Streptophyta; Magnoliopsida; Malpighiales; Salicaceae
Source: the annotation of a GenBank genome assembly
GUGAAAGUGGAAAUUUCUCCACACCCUUUCGCGAACAAAAGGAAUUAAUCAUGAAGGUUUGGAUUUUGCAAUUGAUGGCUGUACUAUUAUGGGUGGCACUUCAUCACCAUCUCAUGGCAAACGCUCAUGAUAUUUAUCCACAUCCAGAGCCUAAGCCAAUAAUCGAACAGAAUAACACCGAUGAAGAUUGGAAGGUUAACUUUACUCAACAAAACGUAUCAGAAAUUCCAUUGGUCAUUUUUUGGCUAGAUGAUCUCUGCUUGGAAGCACACAUAUCCGACCUAAAUUUAGUGACAUGCAACGAAAGCGUAUUAGAGCAAAGAUGGCUAUUCUUUGACGAUUAUACUAUACGGCCUGCAACGCAACCAAGCAAGUGCCUGAUUGCUGAACCCCAAGUAGGAGGAAUUAUUUUCAUUGACCCAUGUAUCACUGUUCUCCCUGAGCGCAAAGUUUGGCACUAUCGACACACCGAUAAAGCCAUUGUGAAUGUGGCCAGUGGCUUGGUUAUGGAUGUGAGUUUUGUAAGAGACGAUGUAAGUCAGAUAUUCACGCUUAAUUUCAACUUUGGAACGCCUAGCCAGAAGUGGUAUACAGAACCAGUACCACUACCACCACCACCACCACCACCAUCACCGCCGCCGCCGCUGCCGGCUUUCUAUGCUCUGAGCAUAUCUACUUCUGUUACCUGCAAAAUUCAACGAGGGAAGACUAGAAAAAAGCUCUCCCUUGCUUGUACCCAAGAGGAAGAGACCAUCCACCAGUACGCACAAGCAACUCAGUCCUCUCUUAUUCAGACCCGUUAUAUAGUUCAUCCUUGUCACAAAGACUUCCUCUUUUUCCCUCACCAAAACACCAGCCCGUUACUGCCCAAAAUACCACCAGCCCAAAUCACGUUACUUUCCCUCACGCCCGCUACAGUCUUUUCCAUUACCAAAACACCAGCCUCCAGUAUGCGCAAGCAACUUAGUCCGCUCUCAUCUAGACCUGGAUUUGGCUACACAAGAAAUUCUCCACUAAGGAAUUCUUGA